This is a messenger RNA of Camarhynchus parvulus, 1424 nucleotides long. RefSeq names its product glycerol-3-phosphate acyltransferase 3-like. The transcript is spliced from 12 exons. Gene Ontology annotation, molecular function: glycerol-3-phosphate O-acyltransferase activity. NCBI's taxonomy places the organism in Eukaryota, Metazoa, Chordata, Aves, Passeriformes, Thraupidae. Gene Ontology annotation, cellular component: endoplasmic reticulum. Gene Ontology annotation, biological process: triglyceride biosynthetic process. The record is from RefSeq and is a predicted model, not a curated record. Bases 1 to 1341 code for a protein of 446 amino acids.
AUGGAAGAAAAUAGAGAAGGUCAUGGCCUUGCAGAAGGCAAGAUUUUGUCUGUCUGGAUGAUUUUGUUUGUGCCAUUAGUUUUGUUGCCUUCGAUAUUUCGAGUGUCACUGGGGAUUUCUCAUUUCUAUGUGAAAAUUGUAAUUAAAAUGUUAGAGUGGGCCACCCUGCAGAUUGAGGAGGGAGUAAAAAAGCAGAAGGCGAUGGCACUUGAAAAUUUAAUCUCCACUGGGAUCAUCCAGAGAGAUGAGACUCCCAUGGAAAAGGAGGUUGUUGGCCGAUGCCGAGGAUGUUUCAGCCUUGCUGAUGUCAUGUACUUCUCCAAGAAGGGCUGUGAGGCAGUUGCGGAGGAUGAAGUCACUCGACGGUUCUCCUCUGAGGAGCUGCUGUCCUGGAAUCUCCUCAGCAGAACCAAUGCCAACCUGCAUCAUGUCAGCUGGAAACUGGCUGCUGUGUGGGUCACUGGCAUCCUAAUUCGGUAUUGCCUCCUGCUGCCUUUCCGCAUCUGCUUGUCUGUUUUCAGCAUCCUGUUGCUGGUGUUGGCCACUACUCUAGUGGGACGGUUUCCAAAUGGCAGAGUUAAAGGCUGGCUGAGCAACCAGGUCCAGAUGAUAUGUGCCACCUUAGGUGUCCGAUGUCUGAGUGGCCUUGUUCAUUUCCAUAACAGGGAAAACAAACCACAGGAAGGAGGCAUCUGUGUAGCCAACCAUACAUCUCCAUUGGAUGUCCUAAUCCUGGCCAGUGAUGGAUGCUAUUCCUUGGUUGGCCAGGUACACGGAGGGCUUAUGGGACUUAUUCAAAAAUCCUGCAUGCAAACCUCUCAGCAUGUCUUGUUUGAACGCUCAGAAAUAAAAGACCGUCACCUGGUGAGGAAAAAAAUUAGAGAACACAUUGCAGAUAAGGCCAAGUUACCCAUUUUAAUUUUCCCAGAAGGCACCUGCAUUAACAACACAUCGGUAAUGAUGUUUAAGAAGGGAAGCUUUGAGGUAGGAGGAACCAUCCAUCCAGUAGCAAUCAAGUAUGACCCCCGCUUUGGAGAUGCCUUCUGGAACAGCACAAAGCAUUCCAUGAUGACCUAUGCUUUUAAUGUGUUAACCAGCUGGGCUAUUGUCUGCAAUGUGUGGUACCUGCCGCCGAUGGUCAAAGAGAAAGAAGAAGAUGCUGUUCACUUUGCUGACAGAGUCAAGGCUGUCAUUGCUGCUCGGGCAGGAAUGUCUGUGCUUCCUUGGGAUGGAGGACUGAAAAGGAAAAAGGUCAAAGAGUCUUUCAAGGAAGAGCAACAGAAAAAAUAUUGCCAGAUAGUAAUAGAAAAUGGAUCUGUGGGAAACGGAAAUGUUUGUUAAAUGCUAUUUAUUUUAUCUCCAUGACUUAUCUCUACCAGAAAAUGGACUGGCUUUAUAUAAAGCCCAACAUGUUUUCCUUCUGU